Messenger RNA from Stylonychia lemnae, 414 nucleotides. NCBI's taxonomy places the organism in Eukaryota, Ciliophora, Spirotrichea, Sporadotrichida, Oxytrichidae. The record is from the annotation of a GenBank genome assembly.
AUGACAAGUUUGGUCGAGACAUACUAGAAGCAGUAUGCGGUAAUUACCAAACCAGAAUUUGUGGAAUACAUUCAAUUUUUAAGAUUUCUUAAACUUACUGAAAACCCUGCCAUCAUCUCACUUGAGCCCAAGAUCUGUUUUGCCUGCUGGUCAAUUUUCACUAAGAACUAUGAAACUAGGCACCUAGGGCAUUAACAGACAAAAAACUUUAAAGUUAUGGCAGAAGCGAAUGCAGACAGCAUCAUAAGCCUCAAAUAGAAGUAUCUUAGAUAUGAUAGUGAAUAAAAAACUGUAGAAAAAUUUUAAGUUGACUAGGAAUUCAUGAAUAUAAUAAGAAAAGAAUUCAGCAGCUUUUAAGCUUCUGAAUAGCAAAAAUAAAGAGAACAAUAUACUUAACAAUAGCAGCCUUCAUGA